Messenger RNA from Linnemannia hyalina, 5259 nucleotides. NCBI's taxonomy places the organism in Eukaryota, Fungi, Mortierellomycota, Mortierellomycetes, Mortierellales, Mortierellaceae. The record is from the annotation of a GenBank genome assembly.
AUGGAGGAGUACCUCAGUUCAUCAGAGGCAUUCGCAAAGGCCCUCAAGGGUCUUCAAACAUCUCCCUUAGACAAGAUUCGCCUGGCGAACGAGGCAUGGCGUCGUCAGGACGUGGUUCUCCCCCACAAGCAGGAGUUCCUCCUCGAGUGGCUCUGCAGCACCCUCGUCAAGGCAGCAACACCCUCCAAGAACGCCAAAGCCACCUCCUCAUCGACCAUCACUGAUCAGGCGCAUUGGGACCUCUUCAAGGACAUGUUGACGAAAAUCACACACAGCAGGAAGUUGCACAGGAAAUACGGCCAUGUCGCACACUCGCGUCAUGCACCAGGACACGACAACCACGCCAUUGAAGCACAGGCACCCGGUGUGCUCCUCCGUGUCCCCGUCGUCCCAAUGUUCACAGCACUCGUCCAAAAGCUAUGCCCAACCACAGUCACCACCACCGCCACACCCGCCAAAUCAAAAAAGAACAACAAGAACACUGAAGCAACAAAUCCUUCCACCACACCUACGACUGUAACAUCACCACCCACCGACAUUCCUUCGGCUUCGGUACUAGAGUCAGCAUCGAUCUGUUUCAACCUCCUCUCAGGACCACUCAUGACAGAAUGGUUCCAACCCACACUGGAGCAAUAUACCCCGCUUGUCCAGGCAACCCUAGAGGCACUUAUCGAGAUGACUCAGGACUCGUCUACGAUCGACGCGCGCACUCAGGAGAUCAUGAUGGAUUUUGCACAUAUUAUCCUUGACCGGUUCAAGCGUCUGGUCAUCAUUCAGCCCAACCAGAAGAAGGUCUUUGGACUCGUCGCAGGAAAGAUGUUUGAGGCGUUAGUUCGGGCACGCGUCGCGAUUAGGACUGUCCCAGGAACCCUGCAGGAGGAGUGUCAAAAGGCAAUUGGUGCCAUUCUCAGGACUGGACUUUUCCACCAGGAGCAUUUGCAAGAGUACACGGCCGGCUACGUCGCAGGCGAUGAAAAGUCGAUCCAGAGUUACCAAAAGCAGCUCUUUGAGCAGAUUGCUGCCAUGACCAAGUCCACCCACUCUACAGCAGUGUUGGAUGUACUCCCGGUUCUGGUUCAGUACUUUGUGGAAGAGUCGCGCAGGAAACAGAGGUCGAUGGCCAACAGUGGGUUUGAGCGUGGUCUGGAGAUUGCACGCGAGAUGGAGUUUUCGUUCUUCAAGAUCAUCUACAUGCUCGCCAAGCGACAACUGCCUAACCUCACAGAUGAACCCUCCGAGUCCUCCAUCGACCAACUCGCCAACAUCAUGGAUGCCCACAACAAGCUGCUCUCUGCCAUCCUUGACCUCAACAUGUACCAGCCCAGCAACAACGAGGCUGCGGACCAAUACGUAUUCAUGAGCACUUCCUUUGGAAGUAUCUACUCCUGCCUCACCACGGCGCAAACACUCAACAACGGACGACUUCAGAGUAUUUCACUUACAGGAAUUGUCGUGCUGGCGCAGUUGGAUGAUCGACUUUUGAAGCCACAUCUCGACAGUCUUUGGCCUAUUCUGCUCUCCCCCCUGGCUGACGCUCAUGAUGCCGCAUUGGAGUUGUCCAAGACCCUGCUCGAGAUUUACGGCAAAUCGAGCGACCUCCAGAUCUUUUUGCCUUCGCUUCUUUCCGCACUUCGUGGAUUCGUCACUCGGCCACAGGAGUUGCACUCCAGCCCUCUUUUCACACGAGCCUUCUUGGACCUGAUCCCAGGAAACAUUAGAGGUUACUUGCCUCUGCCCCAAGCCCCCAAGAUCUUGGACAUUUUUGUGUCCGAAUUGAUGGCUCUGGAUACCACAGGAAUGGAGAUUGAUGGAUUGGAGCCCCUUCAGGAAACAACCCACAAGAAGAAGCGGAAACUCAACUCUGGAAAGUCGCAAGGAGACGCAGACGCAUCCAGCAGCACUGUCCCCUCGUCAGAACUGGUCAUUACCCUCUUUAUCCAGUUCCUCAAGGGUCUUCGUGUAACAGUCAAUCAGGAGAAGCAGCUCAACAACGAGUUCAAGGUCGUGUUUGACCAUUUCCUGAGCCCUACCUUUGAACGCCUCGCUCGCAUCGACAACUCGGAGGCGGAUACUUCUGCGAUCUACCAGGCGCGACGGAUCACGCCGGCGCUCAAGUUGCACUACGCACUCUGCAGAGUCUCGACUCAGUACUGGGUGCAUGGACUCUCGUUGGAUCUGUUGGAGAAAAUUGUUGGCACCUUCAAGGCAACGUCGGGAUGGAGUGAUGCCGCAGUCCUGUGUCUCAACCGUGUUGUACUGCAGCACGUUCACAGGAUUCUUUGCUCUCCUCAAGGCAUGGACGACAGUCUGACACAGCGCUGCAAGGAGCUCGUCCAGUUUACUAUGAAGGCUUCCAAACUCAAACAGCUCGUAGAUGAUGUUGCGCUUGUUACAGAGACCUGGGAUGGUCGUUUGGAGACAGCAACUGGGCCCAAGUUCUUGGUGGCAAGCUGGCAGAUCCAGGUGAACGACUGGUUGGAUAUCAUCUGCAGGUUCGGGACCACUCAAGAUUUGGAGCUCAUUGCUACUGUCAUCUCUCGACAGUUCGUCCUCUCCUCGGACAAGACCUCGGCCACCGCUGCUGCGUGCACUCUCGAUAUUAACCUGUUAAACCAGCUUUUGCUCCGCUCAGCCAACUUUUACGAGGUCCCCAACUUCCGACCCAUCUUUGCGCAGAAGAUUUUGGAGGGAUUGUCAGAGUCGAUUGCGGCGCUGAGCGAGACUGCACAGGAGACCAAGUUGGCUGCAACGAUCGCUUCCUUCACCAGCCAAUCCUCCGCCCACAAGGACGCCAAGUCGACCUUUGCUGAGGCCCUGAAGGAGCUGGUUGACGUGACUGCUCACCACCGGUCCGCCGCUGCUGCGCCUAAGUCCAAGUCCAAGAAGGGUUCAUCGACCAUGUCCAAGGCAGCAAGAGAGCAAGGCCCCAGGCUGCUGUCCUUGUUGUCGAUCAUGCACCUCUUGCCACUCGAGUACUUUGAAAAAUACGAGCGCAACAUCAUCCUGACCACCAUGGCUGUCCUGGAUUUCUACAUUCAGCACCACCUGAGCGCGGAUGAGACUGGCGUCAAGUGCUUGUUGAUCGAGCGCAGAAUUUCUAGCGCCAUCAUGUCUUGGAGAAGUGAUGCAGGAGUCCUGUUCAACGAUCCAGCGAUUUUGCUCAACUUGUUGCAUUUCCCUGCGUGGAACUGCUCUACUUCAUACGGAAGUGAGGACAAAGACGGUCUUGGCCACGCCAUCAUGGACACUACCUCCGCCAUGGUCGACAGCGCCAUUCGGUUUUACAUGGGUCAGACAUACGAUGAACGGCAGUACGAGACGGCGUUCAAGCACUUUGAGGCUCUUUUCAAGUCUGCCUUGUCGUGGGCCGGCGACGCUCUUGAAGCUAGCGUCUAUUCUACAAAGGCCAGCUCUGCCGUUGCACUCAAGAACGGACAAAUGACAGAGUCGAGGAUCAAGGUCGUUCUUCUUUCGCAUGCCUGCCACAGUCUCGUCCAGGCCCUGGAGCAGCACAUCCACCAUACCCACAAGUCCAAGUCCAAGGCCAAGAAGGCCACUUCAAAGUCGAAAUCUACUAGUAACAAGGAUAUGGAUACUCGUCGCGAGAUGGUCAUCAAGGAGAUUGGACAGUUGUUUGACGCGGUCGAGGCCAAGGUCACGCUCAGGAUCCAGAAGGUUGUUGACCUAUUGAAGGGCAAGAAGCGCGUUUCAGUUGAGGAGGAGGCGCAGAAGUGUCUCGAUCACUUUGAGCUCUUCAAGACCGUUGUCGACUAUCGUCAAUUGACUUCCGCCCAGGAUGGUAACCACAAGGCCAUUGCCGGCCAGAGCCCUUGCCUCAAACUGGUUCCUGAAUUGUUCUCGUUGGCCAAGGCGCUUGCCCAUGUACAGGUUUCCGAGGAUAAAACAGGGGCUCAAGGACAGAGUAUCGCCCACCUGACAGCCCUGUUGACAGCCUACUCGUGCGAGUACCUGCCCGUCUCCAAGGCAUGGUCCUCGAAUGGCUCGGCUGACAAGGAGACCUUGAAGGAGUUAUUAGUUCUGUUGUUGGAUGUCUCGGGACAUGCUUUGGAGGACAAGGAUGUGACUAUGUUGAAGGACGCGUAUCUGUCACUGCUGAGUCAGCUCUCUGGCGACCUUUUUGAGAACUUGCUCCACUGGUUGUUAGAUGAGACCUACCGGUCGUCGUCUACCUUCGACGAGCUCGUCUUGGUCCGUUACCUCGACUUUACCUUCCUCGGGGUCCACCACUCCCAGAAACGCAAGGUGCGUAGACAGAUCUCAAAGCUGCUGACAAGACUGACACAGAUCUUGCAGACAACAACCUCAGUCCAAGUCGUCGUCGGCGUGCUGGACAUGGUGGCCAGCAUCUGCAGCGAACCUUCGUUCGAAUUGCGGUCCUGGGAGAUCGGUCUUGCCCUUGAUGGUAUCAUCUCCCUCAUGUCCCCCGCCACCCCUCUUCUCCUUUCCCCUCCUUCCUCUUCUUCCUCGGAGGCCACGGUGUUGACGAACCAGGACACGAGCAAGAUCUUUACGGCACUGUACCAUGUCCUGAUCAACAUUGCCCGUUUCCGUCAGGAAGAGCUGUUGUCCCAGAUCCCUGUGUUCACGUCCAUCUUGCAGAGCUGCUUCCAUGGAUUCAAAUCUUUGCAUGGGUCGAUUGCGAAGCGGCAGCAGGGUGUUGAGUCGUUGUUGAAGAGUCCUUUCAUGCUCCUGUCAGCCGGUGUCAUCCCUGCCUCCUCUGGACCACAUGUGGAUGCUGUUGCUACUCCCGUCGCCAAGACCAAGAAUGAGUCUGCACCAACAACCCAAUCGACCACAGAGCGUAUCCCGAUCAUUGGCGACCCCCUGCCGGUCGAGUGCGCUGAAAACUUUGCCCGUCUCCUCACAACCCUCGGCUCCAAACCCGUCACCACUUACAACAACUCUUCCUCUUCCUCCAACACCAUCGACCUCCCCUCCACCGCCACUACCACAGGAAACUCUGCAUCCUUCUCGAUCACAACCGACGCGUCAAAGGCGUUCGGGAAACACAUCCCCUACCUCCUCAUGGAAUACUUCACCAUUCAAUCCUCCGUCACAGCCUCAAUCCGCCUACAGCCGCUUCGGAAUGCGCUCCUCCCUGGCCUGUAUGCCCUCAUGAACCUGUGCACGGAUUACGAACGCGAGUUGAUGAUGAGUGGGUUGGAUAAUACGGGCAAGGUGUUGCUCAAGGGAUUGUAUACCGAUUACUUGAAGUACCACAAGUAUACCGGACGGUAG